CGCACAAAACUUUUCUCUUCGCUCGCGCGUGCUACCCCUCAAACAGUGCUAGGUUGCAUCUCGGCCUCAGUAGCUUCUUAUACAUUGUGUCGCCCCCGCGACAGCUUCUGCCGCUUCUGCUUCUUCCAUCCCUCCCUCCCUCUUGCCGUCUUCUCUAGCAAAGCAAUUGAGACAGUGACCCACGCCCGUCUUAUCUUAUCUCUCCUUCAGAUAGCUUUCCCUACUUUGUAUCAGGCUAACGUCUCACCAUGCCUAUCCCAGUGCCAAAGGGUGAAUCGCUCAAAGAGCUCCUCUCCCUCAAGGGGAAGGUCGUCGUCGUUACCGGAGCGUCCGGUCCGACGGGCAUUGGCACCGAAGCUGCGCGCGGCUGCGCAGAGAUGGGCGCCGACGUUGCCAUCACCUACAGCUCUCGGCCCGCGGGUGGCGAGAAGAACGCCAAGGAGCUGGAGGAAAAGUACGGCGUCAAGGCCAAGGCGUACAAGCUCAAUGUGGGCAACUACGACGAGGUCGAAGCCACGGUACAGGCGAUCAUCAAGGACUUUGGCAAGAUCGACGUGUUCAUCGCCAACGCGGGUCGGACCAGCGACACGGACAUCCUCAAUGGCUCGGUCGAGGCGUGGAGGGAAGUCAUCGAGACGGAUCUGAACGGCGUGUUCAACUGCGCGAGGGCGGUCGGUCUGCACUUCAGGGAGAGGCAGACAGGCAGCCUAAUCAUCACCGCGUCCAUGUCCGGCCACAUUGCCAACUUCCCGCAGGAACAGACUUCGUACAACGUGGCGAAGGCCGGCUGCAUCCAUAUGGCGCGUUCGCUCGCCAAUGAGUGGCGUGACUUCGCACGCGUCAACUCCAUCUCGCCCGGCUACAUCGACACUGGCCUGUCCGACUUUGUGCCCAAGGAGACACAGGAACUCUGGCGCUCGAUGAUUCCGAUGGGCCGCGACGGCAAGGCCACGGAGCUGAAGGGCGCCUACGUCCUUCUGGCCUCCGACGCCGGCUCGUACAUCACCGGUGCUGACAUCCUCAUUGACGGUGGCUACUGCACCCGAUAAGCGUGCUGCACGCGUUGGAGCAUGUGGUGGAACGGAAAAAGGUCUGGAGUUCGAGCCGAGCUCCCGUUGUACUCGAAAAGAUGGAGUGGAUCCAGUCUGCCUUUAUUUGGCUCGUAGCGUCAUGCAGAAGUCCAAGGACAUGAAUUCAAUAUGAGUAACACGUUGUGCGUCCGUUGAAAUA
Molecule: messenger RNA, 1230 nt
Organism: Verruconis gallopava
Lineage: Eukaryota; Fungi; Ascomycota; Dothideomycetes; Venturiales; Sympoventuriaceae
Product: L-xylulose reductase
Exons: 3
Coding region: 249-1049 (266 amino acids)
Cellular component (GO): intracellular anatomical structure
Molecular function (GO): oxidoreductase activity, acting on NAD(P)H, oxygen as acceptor
Source: RefSeq, a predicted model, not a curated record